Molecule: messenger RNA, 372 nt
Organism: Centruroides sculpturatus (bark scorpion)
Lineage: Eukaryota; Metazoa; Arthropoda; Arachnida; Scorpiones; Buthidae
Product: protein cappuccino-like
Exons: 5
Coding region: 28-372 (114 amino acids)
Biological process (GO): actin nucleation; actin filament network formation; cortical actin cytoskeleton organization
Cellular component (GO): actin filament; cytoskeleton; cytoplasm
Molecular function (GO): microtubule binding; actin filament binding
Source: RefSeq, a predicted model, not a curated record
ACAAGACCAAAUCAAUUAAAAGAAUUUAUGCUGACGAGUCGCUCUUUGCAAGAUGUUCUCAACAUCAUACUGACACUAGGAAAUUACAUGAAUGGCGGAAGUAAGAGCCGUGGUCAAGCUGAUGGAUUCGGUUUGGAGAUAUUGCAGCGAUUGAAAGACAUCCGUAGUAAAGAUAAUACAUUAACUCUCUUACAUUAUAUCGUUAAAAUAUACGUUAAACUUUAUAACAAGGAUACAAAUAUUGAUAAUUUAAAGCUUCCUGUACCAGAACCGAGUGACGUAGAAAGGGCAAGUCUUCUUUAUUUUGAAGAAAUUUCGGCAGAAUUGAAGAGAAUCCAUUCGCAGAUGAAAGGUAAUAAUGAUUUAUCAUAG